Messenger RNA from Hibiscus syriacus, 678 nucleotides. Its product is annotated as ethylene-responsive transcription factor ERF062-like. Bases 1 to 678 code for a protein of 225 amino acids. The transcript has 3 exons. Gene Ontology annotation, biological process: regulation of DNA-templated transcription. NCBI's taxonomy places the organism in Eukaryota, Viridiplantae, Streptophyta, Magnoliopsida, Malvales, Malvaceae. Gene Ontology annotation, molecular function: DNA binding; DNA-binding transcription factor activity. The record is from RefSeq and is a predicted model, not a curated record.
AUGGAUUUACGGGCGGCUUUUGCGGAUUCAAUUUUACAUCCGGCCCGGCAUCUGGUAAUUUCUGCUGGAACAAACAGCAUGAAUAUAGUGCUUAUAGAGAAAGUAGCUUUGGCUAUGGGAUUCUUGAGGUGCAGGAAGUACCAGAUUCACUCCCGGAAAAGAGGCGAGAGAGUCCGGAUUCAUUCCCGGAAAAGAGACGAGAGAGGUUUCAGUCACCAUUGGCUAAGCACAACCAAGACACACCCCAUGAAACACGGUGGAGCUGGUCGAAGAUUUCGAAGCCAGCACCGAAAGGUCUGUUCAUCGCCCGGGAAACUAUUCCGAGGCGUAAGGCAAAGGCAUUGGGGGAAAUGGGUGGCCGGAAUACGACUACCGAGAAACCAAACUCGGGUUUGGUUAGGGUCUUUCGAGACCGCCGAAGAAGCCGCCACCGCUUACGAUACGGCGGCUUACAUACUGCGUGGAGAACAUGCACAGUUGAAUUUCCCGGACCUUAAGGAUCAAAUGGUGGCCAAUUCUUUGAAUGGGAACACUGCUGCACUUCUCAAAGCUAAGUUGCAGGCCAUAUCACAAAAGUCCGGUCUCGGUCCAUCGACAACAAUGUCAAAACCGGCGGUGGAGGAAGUUUCGGGUUCGGACCGGAAUACAGAGAAAAGUAAGGAGGUUUUGUUGUCGUAA